CUGAACAGUGUACUGUGGAGUGUGGAAGUGGAACUGACAAAAUAAAAUAGCUGGGUUUUUUGUGUUUUUCAUUGCAAAGCUAAUAAUAAAUAUAUUUACAACGUAUUCUACAAUGAAUUUUUAAGCGAUGAAGAUUUAUUGGCAUUCAAUACGUAAGCUAAAAGAUUUGUAAGAUCAUAUAAAAUGCAAUUAUUGUGACAGAAAAAUGAACGAUAGCGCAGAAUGCUCAGAAACAUUAGAUCCGCGAGUUCAGAUUGAAUUGGAACGCCUUAAUACAGCAACAGAUGAGAUAAAUAGACUUGAAGUUGAACUAGAUGAGGCUCGACUGGCUUUUCGUCGUUUACUUGCGGAAGGGCAUCUUCGUAUACAACAGCUUACUAAAAAACUAGGAACAAGUGUGCAUAAGGCUAGACCUUACUAUGAGGCCAGAUUUCGAGCUAAUAUUACAUCUCAAGAGCUUCAAGCUGCCAACUUUGCCUAUGACAAAGCAAAUAGUGCCCAUGCUGCAGCAAGGGAGAUGGUAUAUCUUGCAGAGCAGGGCCUGGCAAGACUUGCAGAUGGGAAUGGAGGGCUUACUUUGGAUCCUGCCUGGCAAGAAAUGCUUAAUCAUGCAACACAUAGAGUUAAUCAGGCGGAAGCUGAUCGUGCUUCAUCUGCGGUGACACAACGCACCAAGGCGGCGGCCCAUAGGGCAGCUGCCGCUCUUGUACAACAACUACAGAAUAGCCUUAAGAGGCAUAUAGCCAAAUCAAGGCCAUAUUUUGAGGAGAAAGCUCGUAUAAAUGCCGCUUUAGAAGCACAAAAAGCUCGUAUCCAAACACACGAAGAACAGGUCACUGAAGCAAAACAAAAGUAUUCCUCCGCCCUUCGUAACCUUGAGAGGAUAUCUGACGAGAUUCAUCGACAUCGAUCUAGAAGACAGUCUACGAGGAACGACAUAGAUCAAAUGACAAUAACAGAUACGACGAGUGAAUCCAAUGCUAGUGAGACUUUAGAAGAAUUGUGCUCGACCAGUAACGAUGAAAAUGUUCGGGAGUGGCUUCGGAAGGUAGACCGACCCGAUCCUGACACCUGGACUGAGAUAGAUCUGGAUUAUUCCAGCCCAGAAGAGAUAAGUUUCGAAAAAUGCUCUCUGAGACCGAGGUCGAGCCCUGAUAAAUCUCCGACCAGUCCCUUGGAAUCCAAGGUCUCGGCUGCGUCUCCGAGGCGAAUCAUACGAGUGGGCGAAAGAACCGCCGCCAUCAGGGCCGAGUUGGAGAAGGGGAGGCGACAGAGUUUGGAUACUAUCCUUCACGAUACAGGGGAGAAAGUUAAGGAGAUGUUCCAAGGUCUCUCCCUAUUCGGCGAGCGUCGCGGGUCGGGCUCGGCGCCCCGCACUCCGCGCAGGGCUUCUCCCCGAGCUCGCCGAUCCCCCGCUCCUUCGGGGGCCUCCUCGGCCUCCGACGAACUAUACUCCGACGCCGACAGUCUCGCCAGUAUGGAGAUGUUGACCGACGAUCAAAUAGCGUCGCUAAUGCUCGACGCGCAACUCGAAGCCGUCUGUGAGAAGUUAGCUGGAGUUGCGCGUGCGCCGCGUUCGCCACGUUCGCCCGAAUCGCGACGGUAAACCUUCAUUUAUAUAAACUCGGCCUCACAGAAAAGAGAUUUCUACGAAUAAUUUUGUCUAUUAAGCGCAGUCGACAACCGUCAUUUUUAUCGGUUUUUAAUACGAAUUCGGGUAUUGGCUGGUCAGGUCAAUUAUAGAUUUUUAUUGACCGGCACUAACAGUUAGGGCGUGAUCCUUCGUUCUAAAUUAUAUAAUAUAAUAGUCAAUAAUACCACCCGUCGCAAUAUAUUUAUAUACAGACUUAUAUAAUAUGAAAGUGUUAAUUAUAUGUUGAUUUCUUCCUAAAAAAGAAAGUAUGUAUGGUACAUAUUCAAGACACUAAAAAGGCU
Pieris napi is the source of this 1935-nucleotide messenger RNA. RefSeq names its product SH3 domain-binding protein 5-like. Gene Ontology annotation, molecular function: protein kinase inhibitor activity. NCBI's taxonomy places the organism in Eukaryota, Metazoa, Arthropoda, Insecta, Lepidoptera, Pieridae. Gene Ontology annotation, biological process: intracellular signal transduction; negative regulation of protein tyrosine kinase activity. The record is from RefSeq and is a predicted model, not a curated record. The transcript has 9 exons. Gene Ontology annotation, cellular component: cytoplasm. Bases 206 to 1606 code for a protein of 466 amino acids.